Molecule: messenger RNA, 2516 nt
Organism: Carassius auratus (goldfish)
Lineage: Eukaryota; Metazoa; Chordata; Actinopteri; Cypriniformes; Cyprinidae
Product: putative RNA-binding protein Luc7-like 2
Exons: 10
Coding region: 492-1763 (423 amino acids)
Biological process (GO): mRNA splice site recognition
Cellular component (GO): U1 snRNP
Molecular function (GO): mRNA binding
Source: RefSeq, a predicted model, not a curated record
CGCGUAACCAAGCGGGAACAGCGCGCGCGGGUCGGAAGUCUCAUUCCGAGAGGCAAAAAAAACUAAUAAAACAAUAAACCAACAACAAAUAAACACUGUCAAAACUUUAAGAAUAUGGACCACUACACAAAAUACCGAACUGCGGUUUGAUAAAGCAGCGCGAGGACUGAUAAAUAAGCGCACUUAUGGCGGAUUGAGGAAGAGUUAGCCGCUGCUGCUAACACACGACACUAGCUCCCUGAUUCACGACUAACUUAUUUCAGCGGUACUUCAGCCAUAAACUGCGCCUUCUGGAGCCUCUCAGACUCAGAAGAGUGUGUGGUGUUAGUGGAGAGUGUGUUAGAGAGUCUCAGGAGGCGGUUUAUGUUGUGUUCGGCGCCCGCUGGGCUCGAGGCCUGCUCUGCUUGAUGAGGAGUCGGUUGUAAACAGAUCAGUGUGUUUAACGCGUCAAACAGGUGUAUCCUCAGGUGUAUCGAGCUGAACAGGUGAAGAUGUCGGCCCAGGCGCAGAUGAGAGCCAUGCUGGACCAGCUCAUGGGCACUGGCAGAGAUGGCGACACGAUGAGACAGCGGAUCAAGUUCACGGACGAGCGAGUGUGUAAGAGUCAUCUGCUGGAGUCGUGUCCACAUGACAUACUGUCAGGAACCCGCAUGGAUCUGGGGGAGUGUGUGAAGAUUCACGAUCUGGCUUUGAGAGCAGAUUAUGAGAUCGCGUCUAAACAGCAGGAGUAUUUCUUUGAGCUGGAUGCCACAGAGCACCUGCAGUCCUUCAUCGCAGACUGUGACCGAAGAACCGAACUGGCCAAGAAACGGUUGGUCGAAACACAGGAGGAGAUCAGCGCUGAAGUGGCUGCCAAGGCGGAGCGAGUGCACGAGCUGAACGAGGAGAUCGGGAAGCUGCUGGCGCGAGCGGAGCAGCUGGGCGGCGAGGGGAACGUGGACGAGGCGCAGCAGGUGCUGGAGAAGGUGGAGAAAACACGCACCCUGAAGAAAGAGGCAGAGGACAUCUACCGUAACUCCAUGCCGGCCUCCAGCUUCCAGCAGCAGAAGCUGCGUGUGUGUGAGGUUUGCUCCGCUUACCUCGGCCUCCACGAUAACGACCGCCGCCUCGCCGACCACUUUGGAGGGAAACUUCAUCUGGGUUUCAUCGAAAUCCGGGAAAAACUAGAAAAACUGCGGACGGCUGUGACGGAGAAACAGGAGCGCAUGCGCACGAGGAGAAGAGAGGAGCGCGACCGAGAGGAGGAGCGAGCCCGAGAGUGGGAGCUGGAGAGAGAGAGGGAGCGCGAGAGAGAGAGAGAACGGGAGAGAGAGAGAGAACGAGAGAGAGAACGGGAGCGAGAGAGAGAGAGGGAACGAGAGAGAGAACGCAGGAGGUCCAGAUCCAGAAGUGCUGAGCGAUAUCGGGAAGGAGGAAGCUCGUCCUCCCAUCGCUCUCGUCGACACCAUGAGGAGGGAGAGAGGGAACGAGACCGAGAGAGGAAGCACAGACACAAAGAUCGCCAUCGCUCUCGCUCCCACUCACACAGGAGCAAAAGAAAGAGGUCUUCACACACCAGAGAUCCGGAGCCGAAUCUGUCUCAGGAGAGAUGGCGGGAGAACGCAGCGGACGAGAGAUGGUGGGACAAUGGAGGAAGAGACAUGGAGAGAGAGAGAUCCCCCAUCUCUCCAGACAUGAGCCGAAUGAAAGAGCGGGAGAGAUCCGUGUCGCUGGAGAGAGAUCAGCGCUCCAGCUCCGAGGAGAGAGAGUCCGGAGAGAUCUAGAGGAAGAGAUCCAGAUACUUUACACACUGUAGCCUCCGAUCCCUGCACUGAUCAGACAACAACUGGACCAGCUUUCUGUCCGGUCACACACACAUCAGUAGAAGCUCAGCAGCUACAGAGAGAGAGAGAGAGAGAGUGUGUGUGUGUGUGUGUGUGUGUGUGUGUGAGAGAGAGAGAGACCAGCAUCUUUAUUUGAGAUCCAGAUGAAGCCUCAGACAGCAAGAGUUUCAUACUCUGAUCUAGUUGAGCCAAACUAGUCCGCAAACCAAAAGAACAUUUGACAGAAGUGCUGUAAAGGGAAAGAGUGCAUUUAGAAGUUAGUUUUUUUAUGUUGUGAAAUAAGGAGAGGUGGAUGAAGGAGAACCUGCGGAGAUAUAAAAAGUCGUUUUCAUCUUUUUAAACUGGCUACUCUGUUUAUUUUUUAUUAUUUUUGUUCCUUUUUUCAUAAUUAAAACUCCUUAAAAUGGCUAUUUUGAUGUGGAUAAUUAUUUUCUCAUGUUUUUUCAUUGGAUACAAGUAUAAACUAAGAUCUGGACUGAGCAGUUAUCCUGGAUUACAAUGUGAUUGAUUUUUUUUUUUUUUCUGCAAAAACCAAACCAGUUUUUUUUUUUCUUCUCACACACAUCUGCACAGGUUUGUAGCUCGGCUUACAUUACAUUAUUUCUCAUGGUACCAUGAUGUGUGUGAGUUUCUCUAGCCCCUGUUUCUCACAGUUUGAUUUUGCUGCGUUGAGGUUGUCAUUAUGCUAAUGCU